AAAAAGUUGUCAUUUCAACAUGUUUUUGAGCACUAAUUCCUAAUUUUUAAUUUUUGUAAGUUAAACAUCCAAAAUAUCGUCGUUUCAGAAUGUCGGAAGGUAAUGCGAUGUCCAUUAGAAUCAUAAAAAUAAUCAAUGAUAUUAUUAAAAACGAUCACGAACUACAAGAAUUUACCAUCAUUCCUACGGAAGAUAACACGAGAAACAAAUCGCCUGUACUCUACGAAGAACACAACUUAGGUCUAGAAUCCUGGUGUAUCAAACACGUCUACGAAUAUGCUUGUUCCGUACUUUUUUCGCAAAGAAAACAGUUGUCUCGAACGCCCCAUUCGGAAUUGGAAAAGUUAAAUCGAAUUUUAAUAGUCGCCAUUCUAAUUAACCCCGAGGUCGGAACGUUUUGGAACAUGAAAAGGGAGCUGGUGGAAAAGGACGUGUUAAAUACCGACGACGAGUUAUAUUUCAGUAAAAUAGUGCUGAGUCACAAGAGCAAAUCGAACGAAGCGUUCGCCUACAGGCGAUGGUUGUUAUCGAGAAUUUUAAAUAAAAUGGCCGCAAAUCACAUGGCAUUUCCGACGCAUUUUUUGCAAGCGGAAUUCCAGGUAGUCCACAUGGCUUCGACCAAGUGCCAAAAUAAUUACCACAGUUGGAAUCACCGCAUAUGGUGUAUGGAAAACAUACUGACCUACAAUCACAACAUCAGCCAAAUCGUCUAUUCCGAGCUGAAUUACAGCCAAGAAUGGAUCAACGAACACGUGUCGGAGCACACCGGCUACCAUUACAGGCAGUAUUUAAUCAAAUUGGUCAAGGAACACAAAAGAAUCGUAUCGAUUUACGAGUCGUUCUACAAUUUCGUCGUAAAAUCUCUACUAAAAACCUCCAACGACGGCGACUGGAGAAACCUAUUGGAUUACCUGCUAGGAAAACCAAACCGAACUAGAUUAUUGGAAGAAACCUGCUCGUACGUAAACUACAUCUCCAUUCUACUCUACGAUUUAUUCAUCCUAAUCGAUCAAAUAAACGAGAUAUACCCGGAACACGAGGCGCUCUACAGCCACAGGAAAUUCCUAAUCCACCAUCUCCUCAAGGCGCCCCACGACUAUCACGGAUCCGAAUUCAAAUCGAAAUUCAACAGCGAAAUUCUCCAACUCGCCGACGGCAGGAACGUGACCGAUUCCGGAGCGCCGGAUCGAAGCACGAAGCCGGAUCCCUCGGAUAACAAACUCAAAAUGUCCGUCAAACAGGACGAUUACGUCCUGUACGAGAUAUUGUCUACGUGCGAGAGGAAUUUCGCGGCGAAGAAUUCCAAUUCGAUGCAGCUGGGUAGAUAUCGGAAAUGGUCGAAGCACGUGAUGGGUUUCGAAUGAUCAUCCAACGAGAUGGUUUCUGUUGAAACGAGGCGAAUGUGUCGCAAAUGUGAUAGAAAUUGAUUCGAAAUAGAAAGACAUUCGCCGGAUAGAACGAAGAAGCUUUCUGAAGCGUCCACGAUGAACAACACUAUUCGUUCGCCCGUCGAGUUAUUUGUUCAAUCUACAAAUCGGACUCCUCUGCACCAUUUCCAAAUCGACCUUGGGCCCCACCAAGUCCCUGAUGUUGUUGAACCCGUACUUGAUCAUAGUGGGCCGUUCCAAAGACAGUCCCCAGGCUAUUACGCAAACGUCCUCGGGCAAGCCCAUUGGUAACAACAUUUCCGGCCGGAAUAUGCCCGAGUUUCCAGUUUCGAUCCAUUUCCCUAACCCUGGAUGGAAACAGAAUAUCUCCAUACUGGGCUCCGUGUACGGAUU
Phyllotreta striolata is the source of this 1781-nucleotide messenger RNA. The record is from the annotation of a GenBank genome assembly. NCBI's taxonomy places the organism in Eukaryota, Metazoa, Arthropoda, Insecta, Coleoptera, Chrysomelidae.